AUGUCUUUGAUAUUUAUGAGAGUAUCAGGGGUCCUAAUUCUACUCGUAUUUUCAAAUUUUGUGAACGCCCUUUGGCCACUACCACAAAACUGGACAAAAGGCACAUCACUUCUUCGUGUUUAUCCUAGUAUCAUUAUCAAAUAUGAUCCAAGUUUAUUAAAUUCAUAUAUAGAUCAAUUAAUAGAAUCUGCCAAGCAUCGGUUGCAAGUAUUUUUGUUAGAUGAAAAACAUCUUUCACCUAAUGUUAAAUUCCAAAUUCCAGAGGAUGAAAAAUUUGAUUCAAUAUUGACAUUAUCGUGCAUUCAGAUUGAAAUAACUGAUAAUAACAAGAGAGAUCAGGAUGAUUUAGAAGAGACAAAUAUUGAUUGGACUUAUAAUAAAGAAAUGAAGGAAGGAAUUUCGUUGGGAACAGAUGAAUCAUAUGAAUUGAUAAUACCAGAUAAGAAAGAAGAUGAUACAGAACUUGUAGCAUAUUUAAAGGCGCCGACUGUCUAUGGAAUUUUACACGGUCUUACCACUUUUUCACAAUUAUUAUAUUACAACCGAUCAGAGGAAAAUUCGGGAUUAUUCCUUCCAUUUGCACCUCAUCACAUAAAUGACUUUCCAAAAUUCAUGCACCGUGGCCUUUUACUCGACACUUCACGAAACUUUUAUCCAGUUAAAGAAAUUCUUAAAACUUUAGAUGUAAUGAGUUGGAAUAAAAUGAAUGUGUUUCAUUGGCAUAUUGUGGAUGCUACUAGUUGGCCAGUGGUUAGCGAAAAGUACCCAGAGUUGAGUGAAAAAGGAGCAUAUGACUCUAAGAAAAUGAUUUAUACAAAACGAGAUAUCAGGAUUGUUGAUGAAUACGCUAGGACGAGAGGAAUCAGGAUUAUACCAGAGUUUGAUAUGCCGGGGCAUACACAUGCUAUAGCCGCAAGCAUGCCGGAAAUUAUGACAUGUAUAGAUAUGUAUCCGGAUUGGGAUCAGUAUUCUAGUGAUCCACCAAGUGGUCAAUUAAAUCCAGCUAUACCAGAAACCUAUACUUUUCUUAAUGAAUUGGUUCCUGAAAUAGCGUCUUAUUUUACUGACAAAUUCUAUCACACUGGUGGUGACGAAGUAAACUUGAACUGCUGGGAAUCUCUUGCUCAACAAAAUGAUCAUACCAAAGAAUCCUUGUUAGAAAAAUUCGUGACCAGUCUCUAUUCAAUAAUAGCAAACGAAGGGAAAACACCAAUAACGUGGCAUGAAAUGGUAACAGAGCAUAAUUUAGAGUUGCCGAAGGAUACGGUGGUACAGGUAUGGAGGAAUAGCGCGAUGGUGAAGAAGGUGGUGGAAAAAGGGUAUAAGGUUGUGACCGGCAGUGGAGAUUACUGGUAUUUGGAUUGUGGAUAUGGUGGAUGGUAUGGUAAUAAUAUCAAGGGGAGAAGUUGGUGUGAUCCAUAUAAAACAUGGCAAAAGAUAUAUUCGUAUAAUCCUAUAGAAGGGUUAUCGGAUGAAGAAGCCAAAUUUGUUAUCGGAGGUGAAGUUCUUUUGUGGUCUGAACAAUCAGACUCUACAAACUACGAACAGCAAUUAUGGCCGCGUUCUUCAGCUGCAGCAGAGAUUUUAUGGUCCGGCCCUGAGGAUAUUAAUGGAAAUAGACGAGUACCAGAUAAGGAUGCAUUAAAAAGAUUAAAUGAUUGGAGAUUUCGAAUGGUCGAACGAGGUGUACGGGCAGAACCAUUACAGCCUUUAUGGUGUGUUCGUACUGGACGAUGCGAUAUGUAA
This is a messenger RNA of Cetraspora pellucida, 1746 nucleotides long. NCBI's taxonomy places the organism in Eukaryota, Fungi, Glomeromycota, Glomeromycetes, Diversisporales, Gigasporaceae. The record is from the annotation of a GenBank genome assembly.